GAUCUCCAGUCUUUCCCAUUUAUUUUGCAACACUGGCCAUUCAUGCUUCAUUCAUUAGUUUAUCACAUGGUAUUAGUCAGACAAAAAUGUCCCAAUUAUCCGGUCGCUCCGAGUAUUUUUCCUGACAUUCAAGAGUUUCUUGUGGAAAACAAGCAUUUAAGGAGACUGUGGAGAGAGACACAAGACGCUGCUUCUUGCUGUUCUUCACCAAAUACAGCCUGCUCCUUUCAAAAGUGAGAACAUGUUGUUCUAGUAGGGAUACAGCACCCCCCGGUGGCACACAAGGACAUGGUGAUCUCAUUCCUCUGGGCUGUGGUCACUUAUGUGCCCCUUCUGUGGUUUGUGAGGGUGACUGAAGGGAUGCCUGACCCCGCUCAGAGGGACCUGCUGAUGCGUCAGGAGGCAUCCAGGCAAACGGGAGGACAAGUGGUGCUGACAGCGGCCGAGCAGAAGCUGGACGCUUACCUCCAUCGAUUGAAGGAGCAAGAGAUGUCUGCCACACCUUUUCCUCCUGCUUUGCAUUUCUUCAAAGCAAAACCUCUCAUUGAAAAGAGCCCAGUCUUCAAACUGCUGCAAAAGAUGCCUAAAGGCGCAGCCCUCCACAUCCACAGCUCCUCUCUGGUCAGUGUUGAGUGGCUGGUGAAAAACGUCACCUACAGACCUAACUGCUACAUCUGCUUCACUUGGGACAACUCUGUCCGCUUCCAGUUCUCAGCUCGCCAGCCCUUCCCACGCUGGGACUGCUUCUACUGGCAACUGCUCGAGACCUUGAGAGCCAAAAUAGGAGAUCCUACUGGCUUUGAUAACAGUUUAAUGCAGCACCUCACUCUGGUCACCGAGGAUCCAGAUGGUCAAUACCCAAGCCAAGACGUUGUGUGGGGGAAGUUUGAGAAAGCCUUCAUCGCAUCUGCGGGCUUAGUCACCCAUGCUCCAGUCCUGAAGGAUUAUUUUUAUAAAGGCCUAGAGGAGCUUCACCGCGACAACAUCCUGUAUCUGGAACUGAGGAGCGGUCUCUCAAGGACAUACGAGCUCGAUGGAACUAUUCACGAUAAGUUCUGGACUCUGAAAACAUUUCAAGAGGUUACAAAGAAAUUUAUUGGAGACCAUCCAGACUUUCUCGGGGCUCGUAUCAUAAUUUCUGUCCACAGAGCUUUGAGUAUAUCUGAGGUCAAAGCUGCUGUAAAAGAGGCCAUUCAGCUGCAAAAGGACUUCCCAGAUGUCGUUGCAGGAUUUGACAUGGUUGGACGGGAGGACAGCGGGAAGAGUCUUUGGUUCUUCAGAGAGGCCCUCUCUCUGCCAGCUGAACUUGGUGUCAGAUUGCCGUACUUCUUUCAUGCAGGGGAGACAGAUGACGAAGGCACAGACACAGAUCAAAAUAUUCUUGAUGCCCUUCUAUUCAACACCAUGCGCAUUGGCCACGGCUACGCUUUAGCGCACCAUCCGCUUGCCAAAGAACUUUCUAGGAAAAGAAAUGUGGCUGUGGAGCUUUGUCCCAUCUCAAACCAGGUGCUGAAGCUGGUUUCAGACCUGAGGAACCACCCUGCUACUGUGCUGAUGUCAGAGGGUCACCCGAUGGUCAUCAGUGCCGAUGACCCGUCCCUGUUUGGCACCACAGGCCUCUCCUAUGACUUCUAUCAAGCAUUCGUGGGCAUCGGAGGGUUGAAAGCAAACCUGGGCACGCUCAAAGAACUGGCUGCAAACUCCAUCACGUAUAGCUCACUCCCAGCUCAUCUGAAGGAUUCAGGUCGUGCCAUGUGGCAGAAAAAGUGGGACGCCUUCAUUUCUGCCAACUCAUAACAGCCGAGUGAUAUU
Molecule: messenger RNA, 1812 nt
Organism: Maylandia zebra (zebra mbuna)
Lineage: Eukaryota; Metazoa; Chordata; Actinopteri; Cichliformes; Cichlidae
Gene: ada2b
Product: adenosine deaminase 2b
Biological process (GO): adenosine catabolic process; inosine biosynthetic process
Molecular function (GO): adenosine deaminase activity
Source: RefSeq, a predicted model, not a curated record